This is a messenger RNA of Dibothriocephalus latus, 621 nucleotides long. The record is from the annotation of a GenBank genome assembly. NCBI's taxonomy places the organism in Eukaryota, Metazoa, Platyhelminthes, Cestoda, Diphyllobothriidea, Diphyllobothriidae.
AUGGAGAGUGCCAUGGAGUACUAUCCCGAAACAUUCGGCGAAGUCACCAUGCUGUACGUGAACGUGGAAGUCAACGGUCAUCCGAUCAAGGCCUUUGUCGACUCAGGUGCCCAGACCACCAUAAUGAGCACUUGCUGUGCGAAGCGUUGCAAUUUGGAGCGUCUUAUAGACAAGCGAUGGGCAGGCAUGGCCUACGGAGUGGGCACACAGUCCAUCAUCGGGCGUGUGCAUCAGGCCGAGCUGAAGAUUGGUAAAGCCCUUAUUCCGUCCUCAUUCGUGGUUCUGGAGAAUCAGCCCAUGGAUCUAAUGAUCGGCCUGGACAUGCUUAAGCGUCACCGUUGUUGCAUUGAUUUGCGCAACAACGUCCUGGUCGUGGGUGACCUCGCGACCGUGCCUUUCCUUCCAGAAUCCGAACUACCCACCUUUGCGCGCCACCCGGAGCAAGCCCGUCGGCCCUCCGGAUCUGAUGCAGUGUUUGAGACACUGACCGAUGAACAGAAGGUGAAGGUGACAAUUCUGACAAGCCAGAAUAUACCUCGUACUCAGGCAAUAACCCUGUUAAAGUCCUGCGGUUGGGACACAGAUGCUGCCUACCUCAAGUACCAACAUACCAUACCGUAG